CAAAGAAGAGUGGUGAAAAUCCUCUUCCUCCUGCUUUAGCCUCCAUUUCACACUACAAACACCGCUGUUGUAGAAGGAGUACAAGGCAUGACCCCAUGCGGCGCAUGCAAGUACCAACGGCGGAGGUGCGGAUCGGAUUGCCUGCUGGCGCCGUAUUUCCCGGCUGAGAGCAUUCAGCGGUUCGCGGUCGUGCACCACGUGUUCGGCGGGGGCAACGUGAGUAACAUUUUGAAGUCGACGUCGCCGGAGUCGCGGAAGUGGGUGGCGAGGGCGCUGGCGUACCAAGCGGAGGCGCGUGUGAGAGACCCGGUGCACGGGUGCGUGGGGUUGAUAUGGGAGCAGGAGGCGAGUCUGGGAAUCCUGAAAGAGAAGCUGCAGAAAGCGAAAAGGGAACUGGCCCAAUACGUGGGCCCAUACGUUAUGCAAAAGAUGAUUGCGUGUUUCUCCGAUCCGCUUGCGAAUAUGGUGGACCUUCAGGCUCCUCUCUCUGCCACCGUUGAUGAUUUUGAUCUUUCUUCAUGGGAUCCUUUUCCGGCUUGGGAGUCUCCUUCUUCCUCGCGCUGCCAGCCACCUCAAGCCGACAGAAAGGGUAAGAGUGUUGCUCCUCCUUCUUGAACCAAAUUCAUACUCUUCUUCUUCCUAUUCUCCACCGACCAUUAUGCCGUUUCGGCUACAUUUUAGGUUUUUAUUCUAUCAAUUACAUCCUCCUUCUUUUUUCUGCUUGAGUUGUUAUUGAUCCGAGAUGAAGUAUCUAGAGACAGAGAUAAUCAGUGACGAUCUAUUAAUUACAUGAUUAAAUCAAUAUUAUUAUAUAUUUUUAAGAUAAAUUUGAUAA
Messenger RNA from Vigna unguiculata (cowpea), 835 nucleotides. Its product is annotated as LOB domain-containing protein 23 pseudogene. The record is from RefSeq and is a predicted model, not a curated record. NCBI's taxonomy places the organism in Eukaryota, Viridiplantae, Streptophyta, Magnoliopsida, Fabales, Fabaceae.